Messenger RNA from Maudiozyma barnettii, 2562 nucleotides. RefSeq names its product alpha-1,2-mannosidase MNL1 (gene MNL1). The record is from RefSeq and is a predicted model, not a curated record. Bases 1 to 2562 code for a protein of 853 amino acids. Gene Ontology annotation, biological process: endoplasmic reticulum mannose trimming; mannose trimming involved in glycoprotein ERAD pathway; carbohydrate metabolic process. The transcript has a single exon. Gene Ontology annotation, cellular component: membrane; endoplasmic reticulum. NCBI's taxonomy places the organism in Eukaryota, Fungi, Ascomycota, Saccharomycetes, Saccharomycetales, Saccharomycetaceae. Gene Ontology annotation, molecular function: calcium ion binding; mannosyl-oligosaccharide 1,2-alpha-mannosidase activity.
AUGAGUAGUCGAAUAUGUCAAAUAGUUAAGAACUUUUUCAUAAUCUUUAUUAUAUUAACAACAUUCUUCCAAAAUACAUAUGGUUUAGACACUGCCAAACAAAAAAGUUUUUCUUCAAGUGAUGAGCAAGAUAAUUACCUGGAAUUCACUUUUACCAAACCUGAAUUAAAACAUUAUAGAGAUAAAGUUGAACAGUUUUUCACAUUUGCAUUAGACAAUUAUCUUUCAAAGGGUUAUCCAUACGAUGAAAUCAGACCUCUUUCAUGCGUACCAAAGACGAGAAAUUUUGGGAAUCUGAAUGAUCUUGUAACAAAUGAUGUAUUGGGGAACUUUACAAUAACAUUAUUAGAUUCGUUGACAACAAUAGCAGUCUUAGGGGAUCGUCAACGAAUGAAAGAACUAGUGAACUUAGUAUUAGAUACUUUUGAUGAUUUUGCAAUUGAUUCUACUGUACAAGUGUUCGAAACGAGUAUUCGUAUCAUUGGAAGUUUAAUGUCCACUCAUUUAUAUAUUACUGAUCCAAGAAAACGUGUAUAUUUAGGAGAUGAGUAUGACGGUGAAUCAUUAUUAUUAUUAGCGAAGGAUAUUGCCGAUAGGUUAUUACCCGCAUAUAUGACGAAGACUGGUCUUCCAGUAUCUCGUAUUAAUCUUUUGACACGAUUUAAAGAAUUAACCGUUGAGUUCUUAAAUGAAAACAAUGCAGCUGGGAUGGCAUCUCCAAUGUUUGAAUUCACAAUGUUAUCAUAUUUAACCAAUGAUAUGAAAUAUGAAAGGAUUACUAGAUAUGCAUUUGAUAAGAUUUGGGACAUGAGAAGUCCACUUGAUUUGAUCCCAAUGUCAUUCAAUCCACAGGAUAGAAGACUGUAUUCUACGAUGACCGGUGUUGGUGCAUCGAUUGAUUCAUUUUUUGAAUAUGCAUUAAAGGGCUCAAUUUUAUUUGAUGAUGACUCAUUAUAUGAAAUAUGGGAUACCGCAUACAAUGCAUUGAAAGUCAAUUGUAGAGGAGAUUGGCUGUAUUAUAAUGUCGAUACACAUAGUGGUCAACUAAUGACUUAUUGGAUCGAUGCACUAAGUGGAUUCUUCCCAGGUUUACAAACGUUAAGUGGGGACUUAGAAGAUGCUAUACCAAAACAUUUAUUAUUCAUGAAUCUAUGGGAUACAUUUGGUGGAAUCCCUGAAAGAUGGUCCUUUGAUAUCAGUAACAUAAUAUCGGCCUCGAAAACGUCUUCACCAUAUGAUCAACUACCAAAAUAUCAAAAGAUGGAACAAGGGAAAGAAUCCCAGGAGACGUUACGUAAACGGAAUAUACCAUUAGAAUGGUAUCCAUUACGUCCUGAGUUCAUCGAAUCCACAUAUUUCCUAUAUCGAGCUACCAAGGAUCCAUUCUAUCUUAAUAUUGGGGUACGAAUAAUUAAGGAUCUCGAAGAACGAUUCAUGGGUCCCUGUGGGUUUUCUGGGAUUCAAAACUUAUAUAGCGGAGAGAAGCAAGAUCGAAUGGAAUCGUUUGUGUUAAGUGAAACGUUGAAGUAUUUAUAUUUGUUAUUUGACGAGGACAAUGAAAUACAUAGUACGAGAGAUAAUGUUAUAUUUAGUACGGAGGGUCAUCCAUUAUGGUUAAGACCUGAUAUCAAAAGAAGAUAUAAGAUGGAAAGUUACUUCAAUGAUACGACCUGGAUAAACCAUUUACAAAUGUGUGAGACAGAAGAAAUUCAAUAUCUUGAAAGGAUGAAUAAUGAAGGUAGUGAUGCUGAGAAAGGGUUUUUCCAAUUCGCGAAAAGAUUACUAUCAGUUAGUACAGAAUCAUCAUCAUCAUCUUCUAAAGAAGAAGAAAAAGGUUCCAGAAUUAUAAAUGAUGAUGAUCAAGAUAAGAUUGUAGUAUCGAAUAUAUUAUCUUCACCAUCUCCUCAAUGCACGAAAUAUGCAAUUUUUAAAAGUGACGAACCAAACACAUGGUUAACUUAUUCGAAUAUAUUAAGUCAUUAUGAUCAAUUAUUCGAAAUAUCGCACCGAUAUGAGGAUACAUUGAUUCAACCUAAGAUAUUAAUGGAGAAUUAUUACUUGCCAAUGGCAUUGGAACCCAAGUUUUAUAACGUAUGGGCCGAUCCUAAAUAUAGUCAAAGUCGACGUCAAGCCACAACUAUUGCUAUGGACCUAAUAUUCAUGUCAAUGAAUGGCACAUACCUUCCACCAAUCAAAUUUGAUGGCAAUUCCACUAUCCGAUGCAGUACAUUCCAAGGUAGACGGAAGAUACGAUUAGAGAAGAUUGCUCCGCGGCUAAUCGACUCGUAUGGCGACAUUGUCGAUACAUCUGCGUUUCAAGAGGUUCAACGCAAGGAUGUGUAUAAUACUGGAUGUGAUACUACAGCAGAAUUAUACACGCCUUCAUCAUUGUAUCGUGCGGUCAAGAUAGAUGGGGUAGAUAUUCCUAAAGGGUAUCGUUUAGAAUUACCUCAUGACGAAUUGUUUGUUGAACCAAGAGAUGAGAACAGUUCAUUAGGAUUAAAUUAUGAAAAUCAGAUGAUGUUACAAUGUAUACCUGUCAUAAAUAUUUAUGUAAAAUGA